This is a messenger RNA of Condylostylus longicornis, 3057 nucleotides long. RefSeq names its product E3 ubiquitin-protein ligase TRIM9-like. Gene Ontology annotation, biological process: positive regulation of DNA-templated transcription. The transcript is spliced from 3 exons. Gene Ontology annotation, cellular component: chromatin; nucleoplasm. Gene Ontology annotation, molecular function: zinc ion binding; ubiquitin-protein transferase activity. The record is from RefSeq and is a predicted model, not a curated record. Bases 1760 to 2908 code for a protein of 382 amino acids. NCBI's taxonomy places the organism in Eukaryota, Metazoa, Arthropoda, Insecta, Diptera, Dolichopodidae.
GUCGUUCGGUGAACAUUAUUUUCGCUAAUGUUCGGAUAUAACGGGAGUUUAUAAAAAUAUUAUCUUAUCUUUGAGCAUAAAUAAAACAAAAAAGGAGAAGAAAAAUUAUUAUUUUUUCUUUUGCUCGAUUUUUUCUAAAUGUGUUGGAAAAGUUUUUAAUUCCAUAAGUUUAUGACAAAAGUUUAACAAUUCAUUUUGUAAUUAGGACUGAUUUUGUGGAUAAAUAAAAAAAAAUAACGGUUAUUAAAAAUUGAAUAUUACAGUUAUUGUUUUAUUUUUUUUGUUUAAAUAAACAUAAAAGUUUAUUGUACAAAAUUGAAAAAUAAGGAAAUUUAUGUAUAAACUUGAAGUGUUUUGUAGUUUUUUGAAAACAUAGGACUGAGUUUAAAAAUUUUGUUCGGAAAAUUUUAAACUUGGUUUGUUAAUUUCUAUUCAGAAAAUUGUACUUUUCAUAUUAAUUAAUUAAUGAAAUUAAAACAUCAAUUAUCUAAAAAAAAAAAUCAAAAUAAUAUUGUGGGAGCAAAUUCAUUAAUGACUUACAAAUUGAUUGUUAAAAUAAUUUAAAAAUAAUUAAUUAAUAUUUGAUGAAAGAACGUUAUCUAAAAAAUUAAAAAAAGAUAAAUCAAUUUCGCUCACAAUCAAAUCUCAAUAAAUUCUGACAAAUUGUGAAAAAAACUCAAAAUAAAUAAAAUUAAAAUAUAAGUAAAAAUAAAGAAAACUUUAAUAUUCAUAAAUUAAAGAUAUAAGGACAAAAAAAAAAUUAAAAACUGAAAAUAAAUAGCAAAAAAAAAACGAACACAGACGGGAAAGGAUUUACAUAAUUUUAUGAAUUUUAUGCAAGGAUUUACAUGAUUUAAAAUUGGUUUAACGUACCUAUGUACCUACCUACCCACCUAUCUACUCAUACUUCUUUUGUUUUUUUUUAUUGUUGUCAGAGUACCUCUUUUAAUUUUUUUUUUAUUAUUAAUACACCUGAUGUGUUACAGAAUAACUGAAUGUAAAUUGAAUUGAAAAAAAAAAUAUAGAAAGAAAAGAAAAUAAAAUAUUAACAAACAAAGCAAAAAAUUAUAUUAUCAGAAAAGGGUUAAUAAAUCCAAAGUUACAUUACUUUGCAUGACAUUCUCACUCAAAAAAAAAUUUAUAUAUAUACGUUUAAGUGUAUGUAAAAAGCUUUAUAAUAUAAUAAAACAAUAACAAUAAACUGUAUAAUAAAAAUAAUAAAAAAAUAUAAGUAUAUAUAAAAAUCGAAUAACGAAACUCGCAAAAGGAGUGAAAUAACGGGAUUUGAAAAUUACAGGUUUACCAUAAUCGGAUUUCGUGGGGAUUUUAUUUUAUGAUAUUAUAAGUAAAGUGCACAUAUUAUAUAUAACAUACAUUUUAUAUUGUUAUAUUUAAGUGUAUAACAAUAAUAAACUAUAUACAUAAUAGUAAAAUCAAAAUAUAUUAUUUUUUCAUAUAUAAGAAAUAAUUGAAAGAUGCAUGUUAAUAAUAUUAUAAAGUUCUUCAAAAUGUAUGGAACAAACUAAACAACAAAAAUGUUAAAUUUUGAAGUUUUAUAAAACCAAAUAAGAAACAAAUUAAAAAAAACUCAAAAUUUAUAAAAAAAAAUUAACAAGAAAAAGUUCAAAAAUUGCAAUUAAUGAAAGUUUUAAAAGGAGAUUAAAUUAAAUUUCCUCCCUUUCUCCUCUAUUUCUAUCCCUUCAUAAUUUUGGUGUAAAACCAAUCCCUUUUAUAAAUUACAAAAAUUUAAACAUUUAGUAUGGAGGAAGAACUUCGAUGUCCGAAUUGUAAGCAGUUAUAUGCAAAUCCAGUUCUUUUGCCCUGUUUUCAUGCUCUUUGUUUAUCGUGUGCAUUAGAAUUACAAAUAGCAGCUGCAUCAGCUGCCCAACAAGCAACAAAUUUAGCACAACAACAUCAGCAACAACAACAACAGCAACAACAACAAAAUCUUUCAUCUACACAUCAACAACAAAUAAAUCAAUUAACAACCGGUGUAGCUGGUUUAACAACAAACGGUUCAAUACAUUCACAUUUAAGUAGUGUACAUCAUACAGGGCAUCAUAAUCAUUCACAUCAUUCAGUAACAUUAAGUGGAUCACAUCAUCCAUCAUCAUCGGCUGCAUCAACAGCUAGCUCAUCAGCAAGUACAAGUGGUAACGAAAGUGUAUCAUCUGAUCAGGAUCAAGCCGAUAAAGUUAGUAUAUUAUCUGAAGCUGAUUCUGGUGUUAUUUGUUGUACAUCAAGACCCGGUUCAUACGCUGGUACACCAAAUCUACAAGCAUUAUUAUUUCCAGCAUCAUCUGGUAUAACUGGUAUUAGUACAGGUUUAUUACCACCAUCAACAACAUCAAAUACUGGUAAUACAACUGUACCAAUAAUACCACCACCAGGAGCUGUAUUAGCAUUAAUUUGUCCAUUAUCAAUUUGUCGGAAAAUUGUAUUCUUUGACGAAGGUGGUGUACGUAAUUUACCACCAUAUAGGGCAAUGGAAUCAAUUGUUGAUCGUUUUUGUGCUCGUGAAGCUCUUAAAUGUCAAAUGUGUGAAACAGAACCAAAAGUUGCAUCAUUAGUAUGUGAACAAUGUGAAAUACGUUAUUGUGAUGGAUGCCGUGAAUUAUGUCAUCCACCAAGAGGUCCAUUGGCAAAACAUAAUUUAGUUAAACCGAAAGGUAAUGCCCAAAUACGUGAAUCCGUGUGUAAUGAUCAUGGUGAAACAUUAAAUUUAUUCUGUUUGGGAUGUAAAAUACCUGCAUGCAGUCAAUGUGUUAGUGACAAUCGACAUCAGUCUCAUGAUUUACAACCAAUUCAACAGAUGUGUAAAGCUCAAAAGGUAAGAAUAACAGAGAAAAAUCAUAUGGAUGAGAAGAGAAUUGUCAAGUAUAGAAUUGUCAAUAUACACAUAAUAUAGAAUAUGAACUUAAAUAAUAUUUUUGCGAAGACCUAUAAUGCAAUGCUGAUGAUAUGGUAUGUGUGUAUAAUUCAUAUAGCUAUGCAACAAAAUAUAUUUUGAAUAACAGAAGUGGCAUAAAAAGUACCUAGAUGCCAAGUAAUUUAAUU